ACACCAACAAGAAAACUCACCCGUUCCUCCAUCACCACCUCUCCCACGAGAGCUGCGUACAUCCACAUUAUGACCUCUGCUUGAGCAGCUAGGUCGUCAAGAUUCUGAACCGCACGUUUCACCUCUUUAGUGGGAGUCCGACGACACCCAGACGACACUCCUUUUCACCGCAUGUAACGCUCAAUGUCAACAAUACUCGCUCCUCUCCUUCUCCGAUAGCUCGAAGCAUUUCGCAUUCUUUUCGACAUCAGCCGCCUCAAUCUCCAACUUCUAUAAUGGCUUUGAGCUUUGGAAGCUCUCCUGGGGCUUCUCCCUUUGCUGCCUCCAUGCCCGGGAGCGCCUCUGGACCUGCCAUUCAAACCGGCUCAGAUCUGGCUGAAAUUCUGACAGAGGGACUUGGCUUCCUUUCAUUAGCAGGCGACGCCAAAGUCCGCUUAUUACCCUCCCCUUGGCCGGAAGAUUCACUUCCUCCUCCAACCUCGAAUUUAUUCAGUAUUGCUUCGAAAAAGGGUUUAAUAGCUGCUGCUGGACCUGAUGCGAUUGUCAUUGCUGGAACAGAUGCUGUUAGGCAAGCGUUCAAAGCUGAAGGCUCCGAAGCUGUCAAGCCCUUUUCGCCUCAGCUAAAAAUUGACUUGGGCAUGCGCGUAUCGCAGCUCGUCUUCUCCGCGGAUGAAAAUUAUCUCGUGAUAUCGGCAGAGAAUGGAGGCGGUCUAGCAGUCUACGAUGUUCAGGCACUGAUGCAGGGCGAUACUCAAUCCGCGUUUGAGCUCCCAACCAAUGGUGCCGCGCUUCGCGCGUUAUCCCCCAACCCGUUGGUCGACAAGGCGGAACUGUUCGCGGUGGUUACCACGUCUGGGGACUUAUUGAUGGCCAACCUCAAGGAGCGCAAUUUUGUCACCGGCCCGGGUGGCCAGGUUCUCAAAAGUGGUGUGAGCUGCGUCUCGUGGAGUAAGCGCGGCAAGCAGCUAGUCGCUGGUCUUGGUGACGGUACAUGCUACCAAAUGACUCCCGAUGGCGCCGGAAAGGCACAGAUUCCGCGUCCUCCAGCCCUCGAAGGAGAUCAACACGUUUCUUCCAUUUUCUGGCUCGACACGUCUGUUUUCCUUACGAUUCAUACCCCUACGUCGUCCCCGGAAGGAGAAACUCCUGAAUCUACGUAUAACCUUGUAACCAGCAACAAGGAGCGAUCAUCCUUUGCCUUCCAAAAAUUCGUCGACCCGUGCCCACCGUUUGGCCUCCCCCGUUCUCCGCCGCACCACUUCAUCGCUCGAAUGGAAAAUUUCCCUCCGAACCUUCAAGAUGUCCUGAUCGUAUCCUCUACCGCUUCUCCUGAUAUCAAUCUUUUCACCAGCUCAAGUGUACCCCUGUCGAGCGACCUACCCGCUGGGGAAAUUACCAACAUCUUUACCCUCACUGGAAUGGCAAAGGAUGAACGACGAGCGCAGUUGCCCAUGUCGGAAACGGCAUCCGAUACGUCUCCUAUUGGUGUUGCUCUAGAUCUCUCGUCCAAGGAAAAGGUUGAUCGUCCAAUUCCCGGUGAAGAAAUUGACCAGUCACAGACACCGCUGCCAGCGCUCAUGGUACUCAACAACGAGGGUGUUCUGUCGGCGUGGUGGUUCGUUUAUUCCGAAUCAGUACGGGAAGGAACAGCAUAUCCGGAGCUCACUAUCGUUGGCGGCGGUCAGCAGGCGGCAGCUCAGGCAACCCCACAACCCGCCGCAAGCGCCUCGCCAUUCGCUGCGGCUAGCAGUCCGCAACCAACAAAAUCAAUUUUUGGACAGUCAAGUUUCGGCAGCGGCCCGGCUCCAAGUUCUUCUUUUGGCGGCGCAGGAGCUUUUGGGAAACCUUCUGCGCCUUCCUUUGGCUCUCCGAGCAUGCCCGCUACCAAUGGCGCUUUUGGCUCGCCCGCUAGCUUGGGGGCCAAGGCGAGCCCAUGGGGAAGCAAUAACACAGCAUCGCCAACAGCAGCACCAGGUUUUGGUAAGCCUACCUUUGGCUCAUCCACGGCAUUUGGGGCACCUGCGCAGGGCGGCGCUUUUGGCACCCCCGGAGGAUUAGGAAACCGACCGUCGCCAUGGGGCGCUCCCGCAUCUACGACGUCACCUGGUGGAGGUGGUGCAGCGUUUGGACAGACCAGCAGUUUUGGUCUUGGUGCAAAUUCAGCGCCUAAACCUUUUGGAAGCUCUACUGGGGCCGGCAGCGGAGGAAUCUUUGGCAGUGGUGCUUCUAGCGCCGGCUCAGGCUUUGCAUCAUUUGCGAAUAAAGGGGGCUUUGCUGCAGCUGCCCAAAACCAAGGUACAGGUGGCAGCAUUUUUGGCCAAAGCACUUCUGGAACUGGAUUCUCCGGCACCACUGCCAACGACAGCGCUUUUGGCGCUAGUAACAAGACAGGCCAAACGCCUGGCGGCGCUUUUGGAUCUGGUGGCGGCUUUAAGCUGGGUUCAACCUUCCAGGGAGAUGAUACUGCAAAAGAUGACGCACAAAAGCCUGCCUCAACUGAUGGCUCUUUGUUUGGAUCAGGGUUUGGAAAUGUGCUUGGUGAAGCCGCGACAGCCAAAUCGGCCGAGUCCGAAGCCCCAGAAGCGGAUAUGGAUGCAGAUGUCAGCGAUGCCAUCCCGGCUGAGCCUGCACCCAAGGAGCCAGAACCAACAACACCGGCAGCUGCCCCAGCCGCGCCAACUUUUGGCCUCCCUACUGCGCCACCCGCCACUACUGGUCUCUUUGGUACGCAGGCACAAACGUCAACAACACCUGCUACGGUGCAAAGUAGUAAGCCCACGUCAAUAUUUGGCCAGCCCUCGACGCCCUCAGCGCCCUUUUCAUUCAUCAAGCCAGCCGCAAAGGAGCCUGAGAAGCCAAAAGAGGAACCACAAGAGAAGGGGCCGGAGAAGCCGGCGGAAACGCCCGAGGAACCUGUCAAGGACUCGAUUGAGCAACCACCUACGGAAAAGCCCGUGGAAGAACCGAGAAGGGAGCCAACACCGCCUCCCAAGGAGCCGACACCCCCGCCAGUUUCAGUACCUUCGUCGCCAGAGGUUAAACGUGAACCAGAGGAGCCGGAAACCCCGAUCGUUGAUAGAGCAAUACCGUCACCUUCGUUGCCGCCAGGAUCGGCUAAAACACCAGCUACUGAAAAGAGUGAGGUGCCGUGGUCUUCCCCAUUUGCGUCUUCACCAGCCGUCCGCAGGAGUUCUGCGAACAAUAUACCACUGCCGCAAGAGACAGCUGAGUCUGUGCCUCAGUCACCCGAGGAAGAGUCGCCUGCUCGACGCGAAUCUGAGGCGGAAUCGAGGGAAGAAGAGCCUUUUGACGAUGAAGGAAGCGGUGUGGACGUCGGCAAGGAUCUCAGUCCCAUCGAUGAUCAGGCUCAAAGCUCUCAGAGCUUGUAUGGCAGAUCGGAGGAGAGUCCAACUACUUCUGGCUGGUUCCAAGAGCCGAAGCAGCAGCAAAAGCAGCAACAAGCACCACUUAAGCCACUCUUUGGAAGUUUUGGACAGCCACCAAAGCUCGCGCAGCCCACAAAGCCGCUCGAGGCCAGUCCACGCUCACCAAGCCCGUUCCGGAAUAGCAUACAAAAUGACAAGACAAGGGCUGAGGGUUUUGCGUCUCUCAGCACGUCUGGACUGCCGUCGCAAAAGACAGGGCCUCGAAGAACGGUUGUGCAACCCCCUCUUCCGGACGAUCUCGCUCAAAGACAGGAGGAGCGGAAGAGAGCGGAAGAGAGAAGAACUGCGGAACUGGCAAGAAGGGCUGAAGAAGAGCAAGAGCUCAGCGACCGUGAAGACGAAAAGGUCCGGGAAGAACUCUCGACUGACGUUCAAGGGGCUUUGGAGCUUUCUCCUUUCCUUGCACACCAAGAUUACAUUGGACAUGUCGAAAAACCCGGCAUUCCCGGCCAAAUCGAACGCGUGUACCGAGAUAUCAACUCGAUGAUUGACACGCUCGGCCUCAAUGCACGUUCGCUGGAAGCUUUUAUUAAAGGCCAUACGGAGAACUACAAAGAAGGCGGGCGGAGCCGCGAUGACCUCGAGGAUGCCGAAGGCUGGUGCCUCAUCGAGAUUGAAGACCUGACCCUUACCGAGACCAAACUAGAAAGGGAUCUUGAAUCAGGUCGUAUCCACGAUGUCCAGGGCAAACUCAACGCAUGCCGCGAGCUGCAACGAGAUCUUGUUCGGCUGCGAGCCAAACACCACGACAUCAAGAAACUCAUCGACGCUCGAUCCGACCCGGACGAGCUUGCCAUGCACAGAUCGGCCCCGCUCAGCGCCGAGCAAGCCGUCCAGCAACAUGAUCUCCGUAGAGACCUUCAGAAAUUCCAAAAACUUCUUACUGAAGUCGAAGAAGGUAUUUCCGUGCUCAAGGCUAAGGUUGUCGCUCAGGGUGCUGGACGCGCUACUCCUUCGCCUUCCAUGACCGGUAGCGCAUUGUCAACAUCCCGCCCGCAAGCUCAGCCCACCAUGGAAGCGGUAAUGAACACCAUCAACAAAAUGACGAGCAUGGUGGAGCGCAAAUCGGGCGACAUUGACGUGCUUGAGAACCAAAUGCGGAAGCUGCGUUUCUCUUCGGUCACAAGUAACAGCAGUGCGCCUGGAUCCUCGCGUGAAUCUUCUCCGUUUGGUGGGAGCCGAAUGUCGAGUCCACCUCCACAGGCCCAGUCCUCGUACCACCCGCUCUCUUCAUCGAUCAGAUCGCGCGGCGCUUGCCGGACCCCGCGUACGCCUGGUACUGGCGCAGGCGCGUACGGAACCCCGCGAACGAGCGGCACCGGCCUGUUCUACACACCUGACAGCUCAAGAAGUACACCUCGAGCGCACCCAUUGUCUGCGUCCAUCAAUGGCAGUGCUGUCAAUGGAUCUGCUGGGCUGCAAGAGACACCCCUGACAAAUUCGUCUUUCCGAAAAUCUGGAUUCAUGGGAUCUGUCUCGGGAUCACAUGCUGGUCAGUCACCUUCUCCUUAUCGCGCCGCAAGCGUCGCUGCUGCGUCUUUUGACCCGGAAGAUCUACAACGCUAUCAAGCCAAAAUUGCCCGCCGAAAGGAGGUCAGUCGCCUGCUCAAAGAUGCCCUGGUCAAGGCGGGACCGAAAGUCCGAGGUGCCGGUGCUGCAGACGCUGUAUAGUAGUCGGUGUGUUGAUGUUGUCUGUUUCAAAUGGUUAAUGGUUUGGCAUGAUAUGAUUCUAAUGGUAUUGACCUGAUGGGUUCUUUUAUUUAUCGGAGGUGUUUCUCUAUUUCUUGUUUGCUAUUACUCUAUUCACUUUAUCUCCAUCAUGUAUUUCUUUUUUGUCCAUUCGAUUCAUAUCAUAUAUUUCUUUGUCCGGGAAAUCUGGAGAAUGAUAUCAUUUAUUAAAUUAUUCAAUCUUUUCCCCUCAAUUAUUCCAAAAAAUUUUCCCCUGCCCUCAUCUCUUUCUACUUUUCCUCGUCUUAGUGAUCAUGACAUCUCGUGAUACAGAAGUGUACUUUUACUCCAUCAAUGCAUACACAUUCAUAUC
Molecule: messenger RNA, 5487 nt
Organism: Xylona heveae TC161
Lineage: Eukaryota; Fungi; Ascomycota; Xylonomycetes; Xylonales; Xylonaceae
Exons: 3
Coding region: 276-5117 (1613 amino acids)
Biological process (GO): RNA export from nucleus; protein import into nucleus
Cellular component (GO): nuclear pore
Molecular function (GO): protein binding; structural constituent of nuclear pore
Source: RefSeq, a predicted model, not a curated record